This is a messenger RNA of Dendroctonus ponderosae (mountain pine beetle), 2255 nucleotides long. RefSeq names its product nose resistant to fluoxetine protein 6. The record is from RefSeq and is a predicted model, not a curated record. The transcript has 9 exons. Lineage: Eukaryota; Metazoa; Arthropoda; Insecta; Coleoptera; Curculionidae. Bases 54 to 1664 code for a protein of 536 amino acids. Gene Ontology annotation, molecular function: acyltransferase activity, transferring groups other than amino-acyl groups.
UCCCAUUUAGUAUCAAGCAGCAAGCACGCAAAAUGCGAUUUUAAUUUCUUAAAAUGCAUCUGAUUCACGUUUGUCUGCUAGUGUAUGUGACCGUUGGGAUUCGGUUUAGUGAGGGAUAUUUUCAAAAUAGUUUCGAUCUGUUUCCGGAAUUGCCGUUGGGCGUUCCAAACAGCGGGAAUCCGGUGUGCAGAGAGCAAAGUGAACUUUUCGUGGAUAACUUGAAGAAUCUUACCCUAUGGGCUCAUGAAAAAGUCAUUCUACGCAGAUAUGGAGACAAAACAAAGCAGCCCAGAGAUACCGUCCACUUUGGAUGGUGUAUUCCGGCUGCUUGCACCAUUCCCGAUUUGGAGCUCUCUUUGAACGAACAUUUGCAAAAUGUGGACACUCCUUUGAGGAACAAGAAUAUCUCCUAUUCGGCCAGUGUGAGAAAGGAGUUUUGCGCCCGGGAAUCAGACGCGGGAAAUUACACAAUCGCGGACUAUUCCUUCGCGUUGCUUACCCUGAUAUUUGUGCUGCUGGUUUUUCUAUCCACUGCAUAUGAUUAUCAAGCAAACAACAAGCAAUCAGAGGAGAAGGCAAAGAAAAAAACCAGAAACCAAAAAUUCCUUCUGGCAUUUUCUGCCAGAGCCAAUUUUACAGAGAUGUCCCAUAUGGAGACAUCGAACCCCGAUUUGGGCGUUUUGAAUGGGUUGAGGACAAUCGCCAUUUUUGUCAUCAUCAUCGACCAUCGGUUUGGAACGUUCACGUCUUCGGCUUUGAUCAACUUCAAUUAUGUAGAACAGCAAUUCAGAGCGCCCUUUGCUUGUGUGGUAUUCCAUGGCGAUCUCUUCGUAGAUUCGUUUUUCCUGCUGAGCGGGCUUUUGGUAGCUUACGGGCUGCUCGUUCAGUUCGACAAACGGAUGGUAAAUCCAGGAUUCAUUGUGUUCUUGAGAUACAUUCGAAAUCGCGAUUAUCUCAUAAAUUUAUGUAACUCCAUCCAAUUGAACCACCUAGAAUUAAUAGAUUUGAACGCGGCCCACUUAAUUUCAACAAUGUUUGAGCCCCAAAUUUCUCGCUUUCAGUGUAUGACCCAUGCCUGGUAUCUACCUUGCGACUUCCACUACUUCAUCAUUGCUGUGGGCAUCUGCAUUCUGAUCAAAAAAGAGAAGAAAAUCGGCCUUAGCGCACUGCUGUCGGCAACAAUAGUUUCAAUGGCGAUUCCGUUCAUUUUAACUGUGGUUUAUCGACGCCCUUCCAUGCUCAUGUUCUACACGGACUUUCUAACUGCCCCAAAGUCGCAUGCCGAUUUCCUGCUAACCUACAGCAAAUCGCAUGCACGGGCCACGCCCUAUUUCAUAGGAAUGUUUGGAGGAUAUUUGUAUUAUAGGAUGAAGGGCAAGAACUACCACGUCUGCAGAAUAAAAUCGGCACUUAUUGUGUUUUUUUCGCUCGCCUCGAUUGCAGCCUCAGUAUUAACGGGGUCGGUAUUUUACGAUCCCUAUCAUCCCUAUAACCCGUAUGAAGCUGCAACGUAUGCAGGAUUUCACAGGGCGUUAUGGUCGAUUGGCAGCAUUGGGUUGAUCUAUGUGGCAAGUUAUGGACAUGCCAAGUUUAUCUGGAAGAUUCUCACUUGGAGCCCAUGGGUGCCAUUGAGUAAAUUGCAAUAUGGUAAGGACAGUUCUUGAACUGAGGCUUCAGACGUUCAACAUUCAGAAAUCGACACUUUUUUCCUGCUUUAUUAGAUGCAAAUAUUCUAUGAGUGAAGGUUUUGCAAAAUAACUAAUUUCAGAAACUGUAAGCGACUAGGAAAAAUUGCCUUUUUUGCCGGCAAAACUGGUCGUUGAGCAUAAAAAGCAAUUCCGCAAUCCAUAACAAUUAACAAACUUAAUACCUUCGACAACCUUGCUUUGCUUUUUCCGUUUACUUCUACAUCUGUUACACACUAAAUGCAUGUUAAAUUGAAACAAUCUCAAGCCUAAGAAGGUUUUCACGGCCGGACAAAGUGUCCGCUGAAAGGUUUCCCCGCUUGUAAGUCGCGAACCAGAACUGCUUCCUAACGUUUCGAUCACUUCCGCGAUGAACAUUAUCGAAAUAAUUAUGUUCACUGCAGAUUUGAACGGAAGGUCAGGAAUCUAGGCCUGGGCAACUCAGUGAAUUUUUAGGAGUUGGCGCAGUGCAAAUGGCUUGGUGCGCCAACCCUUCGCAUCAGCGCAGUAACUCACCUCCGUUGCUGGGAAAAUGUUGAUGACUUUUUCCUCGUUUUUAGAUUUAUUUUA